Messenger RNA from Dreissena polymorpha, 1459 nucleotides. RefSeq names its product tetraspanin-17-like. Bases 156 to 905 code for a protein of 249 amino acids. The transcript has 9 exons. Lineage: Eukaryota; Metazoa; Mollusca; Bivalvia; Myida; Dreissenidae. The record is from RefSeq and is a predicted model, not a curated record. Gene Ontology annotation, cellular component: membrane.
GCAUUGAUUAACAUAACAUGUACUCGUAUCGCGGACGUUUUAUCUCUCGUUGCAAACCGUUAAAGGUCGCUUAUAAACUGCCAUCGUCAUUUCAGUACACGAAUACAAUCUAAGUCAACAGCAGAUUUGUCGGUUUAAAUAAACGGAGAAAAUUGAUGGAUAAAAAAGUUAUAAUACAAAUAGCAGUGAUUAUAACGUUCAAUUGCGCUAUUCUGGCACUUGCAAUAUGGGUGUUUUUGCAGAAGAACACAGUUAAGACAAUUCAAGAUCUUUUAGGAAUCUAUGACAUGGAAACUCAUAUCGGAGCUGUUGCAAUCGGCAUCCUUUGUUGCGGCAUAAUUGUGCCAAUUGUCAUAUUUGUUAGUGCGAUCCUUUGCAAUUUUUUUCCGGAAAUAACAGCAUGGGUGUCCACUGCAAGUAUAAUACUGAUGUGCGUGGUAUAUCUUAUCUUUGGGUUCCUAUCAGCAACAUAUGAUUGUCAGUUUGACGAUAGACUAGAAAUUACGUUGAACAAGUCAUUGAAGGAAGAUUAUAUUGAUGGAAAGGGCAUGGUAGCAAAGGCUUGGGACAAGAUUCAGUUUGAGUUGUCCUGUUGUGGCGUCCUUGGACCAAAGGACUACGCAGAUGUAAAAUUCAUCACAGGGAGAUACGUUCCGGUUUCGUGUUGCCAACGCCAAGAUACACAUGCUCAACCGUUCAACGAAACGAUGUGCCAAGAUGAAGCGGAUCUGUUGCAACACAAACAAGUCAAUAAUGGAUCAUUUUUAAACACAGUGGGCUGCUACAGUGAGAUGAAAACUUCUUUCCAUAAAUACCUACUUAAGAUGAUGUGGUUGUCAUUCGGAAUGUGUAUAACACUGGUCAUAUGUUUGACGGUGACGUUGUGCAUUAUUUGCAUCGGCUGAUAAAUGAACCACAACCUAUUGUGAUUGAUAAAAAUGCAGACAAUGUCAACAUUGAAUAAGCGAAUAGUACUAGCACUGCUUUUCCUAUUCAUUGAUGUAAUAUUGAGUAACACGUUAAAUGUAUGAGCAGGUGUGUGGAUAUAAGAUUUCUUUUUGUUCACGAGUAUAAUUUCAGAAAGCGCUUGAAGCUUAAUAUAAACACAUAAAGUCAAGGUGAGAAACGCAUUUCCAGUUCAUACAGUGUAAGAAAAACGUGCUUUUCAUUAAUGUGUUUGAUAAAGAUUUAUAUUUAUUUUCUAAUAUCUGAUGCUGUUUAUAUUUUUCUAUGUUUGUAGAGUGUGACAAUAUGUGUUUCAAAUAAUUUGGAUAACUACCUAUGUAUUUGAUGAUAUUAAUCAGAGUACGAUAGAAAGUGAAUGAAUUGCUAUCAGAGUGCCAUGUUUGACGUCCUUACAACUUGCUUCAAGCUUUAAAAGAGUGAUGUUAAACGAUUGUUGAUACUUCGUAUUGCUUUAUCAAUACACUUAUGAUUAAAAUAGCCUGAAUAACAUAAA